UUUUCACCCUCUUUUUUAAGGGAAAAAGCUGCAUCUUAUACUCUGAAAAAUACAGUAAUUAAUGGCUGGCUUCAGGCAGGGAGUGAUCUACAGAAUUAUCUGGGUUCUGUGAUAAUCAAAAGGUAUAUGUGACCCUUUAAUAUCAACGUUAAGCACAUUGCUCAAAGGACCGGGAUUAAGACCAGAGGAGAAAAACUUAAAAUGGGUUUGAGCUGCAAAUUGAAUUGGUUCUCCCUGCUCUUAAUUUUUCCUGGAAUCUACCUAGUAGGGUUGGUAAGUCCCUCUGUUAGUCUGAGUUCAUGUCCACCAGAGGCUGUUGGCUGCUUUCCCCCCUGCCUUAGAGUGCAUUCGAUGGAAGAGCGAGAAGACCAGAAGGACAGGUUGGAAUUUGUACGAAACCAGCUCAACCUUUUAACAGAUGAGGUUAAGAAGAAAAUUAAAGAUGUUACAGAAGAAGUUGCCAACAAGGUGUCUUCUGCCAUGACUGAUGAAAUCUGUCGGCUUUCAGUUUUGGUAGAUGAGUUUAGCUCUGAUUUCCAUCCAUCUCCACAAGUUUUGAAACUUUAUAAAAGUGAACUCAGCAAGCACCUAGAGGAAGGAUUGGGAAGGAACCUGGCAGUCCGUUGCUCCAGCGAAGUCAACAGCUCUAUGCAUCAAUCCCAGCAAGAAAUUAUUGGUAAAGAAGAAUGAAUAAAUACUGACCGUUUGACUUCUCCCCUUCCCUCACCCUGCAUAUGUGUGUGCUUAUAUAUGGAAUUCAUUUCAAGAGUCAACUCUUGCCCUCAGUUACUUAAAACACCAUUUUUUUAAAAAAACAAACUAU
Molecule: messenger RNA, 823 nt
Organism: Thamnophis sirtalis
Lineage: Eukaryota; Metazoa; Chordata; Lepidosauria; Squamata; Natricidae
Source: RefSeq, a predicted model, not a curated record